Pelobates cultripes (western spadefoot toad) is the source of this 31395-nucleotide messenger RNA. The record is from the annotation of a GenBank genome assembly. NCBI's taxonomy places the organism in Eukaryota, Metazoa, Chordata, Amphibia, Anura, Pelobatidae.
GGAAGCGCUGCUGCUUGCGGAUAAUAUAGCAGAGCAUCGCACCGUCUGCAUGUCAGCCCAGCCUGCCAGCCACCUCUAGCCGCAGGACACACCCUGCCUGCAGGGGGCCACUCACCGCCUGGAGGUAGGUCUCAGCCAGGGUCAUAUGCCAGCCCUGUGCCACACACACACUGACUGAGAGAGGGAGGGGGCUCUGUAUCUGCUCCAUCACCCACAGACAGUCAGUGCCCUAGCUGUGCCAGCCUGGUGAUAUGCCAGCUCUUUGCAUGUCUGGCUCAGCAUUGUGGGGGCAGUAGUCCAAAACCAAACCAGAGAUGGGCAAUUCUGGCAGCACAGCUGUCUGUAACCCACACCUGCCAUGGUGCUUAGACAGAGCUAUGGGGGGUUCACCCCAGGAAUAUCUGCUGUGCCAAGAGCUAACUACUAAUGUGCCAGCCAUAUGUGCCCCAGAGACCAGGCUGACUAGUGAUGUGCUGGCUAUUUGUUGUUUUAUUGCAAAUGUAAGUAACAGAGAGCUGGGAGGGCUGGGACUGCUCUGUUUGUAGCCACUGGGACUGGUACAAUGGACUAGUCUAGUGCAUGGCACUCCAGGUGUAGUGGACUACCUCUCCCAUAGUACUGAUUAUUGCAUGCCAAAACUGAGAGCAAGGAUAGAUGUUGGUGUUGUAGUUGUCAAAAUGAAGUCAGCGUGUGCCCCAUGGUGCAAGUGACCUCCUGCUCCUCUGCAUUUAGUGCAGGUAAAAGAGCUGAGUAAUGGUUUUGUUCAUUGCAUGGUGAGUUGCAGAAUGUAGGCCAGAAUGGCAAAUAUUUAUUCCUUAAACCAAGAAUUGUGGAGAAUUAACAAGGAAAUUUAAAAAAUAAUGGCAGAGAUAUUUGCUGUUCUAACCUAUGAUUCCUCAAUCCUUUUGUGAAUUCUACUUAAUUGCUGGUUUAAGUAUAGAAGACAGCAGGGUUCUAAAACUAGCUGAGCUGACUAUAAUUUUUUCCAUUUUUUUUCUUGGGCUAUGAUUUGCAUUUCAAUUGUCAGUUUAGCUGAUGUAAUUAUUUGGUGAAUAUUAGCUAUCAUUUCCGUGAAGGUUCCUACAUUCUAGCGUUUAAACUUCUAAAAUGUAUAUAUUCCUUGAUGUGAUUUGUGUUUUAUGAUUACCUCAUGUAGAUGGUAAGUUCUUCUAAUGAGAAUGCUAGAGGAGCAGGUAAGAAUGAAGAAUUAACCCUUUAUUGAGGGAUUCAUUUCCCAGUAGACCUUUUCAAUUGCUCUGUGAUUUGCAUAGGAAUGGAAGGAUCCCACCAGGUUGUUAAUAUUAAAUUCAAAAAUAUAUUGUACUUUUUCGAUUAAAAAAAAAAAAAAGCUAGUGAUUUAAUGUUGGAAUACUGGUCAAAGAUUAUAGGCCACAAUAAGGUUUGGUUUGCUUUUUGAAAGAAUUUGUCCAUAUUUGCCUAGAUGUUGAAGUUUCAAUUCUUCAUGAUUCCUGGUUGCAUAAAUAUAUAUUUUAUAUGUAUAUUUUGUGGUUUUAUUGUUUUCAUUUUGUUCAGCACUACAGUGUGUGUGUGUGUGUGUGUGUGUGUGUGUGUGUGUGUGUGUGUGUGUGUAUAAAUUUCAUAAUCCUGACAGAAAUGUGUAUUCUGUCACUUAAUAUGUUCGCAUGACACCAAAACUGAUUUAAACCAACAAACAAUAGGUGUUAAACCUAAUACAUGAUGAAUGUGAGAAACAUUUAUUCAUAUGUCCUCCUGUCUUCCAGAGACCAGUAUAUCCUUUGUUACAUUGCAUUAUUUAGGUUCUUACAAUUCGUCUCUUCCCAUUCUACAACCCACAUUAUGAAUAUGUGGGUCAAUACACUGGCAGGUCAUAUGAGACCUAUUUAACUGAAUGUCUAAAAAUAAAUAGUGCUUCCAUUUGUAUUUUAGGAAACACACUGCAAAGGCUGUUUGCAUAAAACUAUGGUAACAUUGUAUACUUCAGUUUCCAUUAGGAGAUUAUUUAAUAAACUGCUGUUUUCUGCAUUUGUGUUUUUAUUUAUUUAUUGUGUGGAAUAUUGCCCCUGGGUUUCUAAAUGAAAACCAAAAUGAAAAAGCUCAACUAUUUUGGCCUAAAAAGUAGCAUUUCUCUUGCUCCAUUUCCAGUUAAUUUAGUAAACAUCUAAAUAUUCAUUUGUAGGUGACCGCCGCUUCCUUAUCUACUUCCAUUAAAUCUAGCAAUUAAUAUCCUGUUUUGUUCCAGCUUGCUAAUAAAUACUUAAACAGCAAAGAGCAUUCUGCCCAUACCGUGACUCAUUCCUAGAACUGGGAGCAAAUAGUACAUUUAGACACCAAUCAAUAUCCCAGUCGUUAAGAACGUUGGUUUUAGAAGUAUAAGAAAAGCUUUUGAAAAUUGGUGCCUGCCUGUUAAUGAUGAGCAUUAUGCGCCAUCAUUAUAUAGUUUUAUCUUACUCUGGGGAGGGGAUAACAGAAUAAACAGGAGCAGAUGUAACCAGAUUUCCCAGCUCGUAGAUUUAUUUAUUGUCCUGCAUCUCCUAUGAUCGUCUUGGAGUUCCAAGGAUGUUUUUGGUUAUCACCAUGUGUACUAAAAAUUCUCCAUUCCAUCUGUUUGUCAAAGGACACAUUAAUGCACAGCUCUACACCUUUUGCUUCUAUCUUCAUCCCUGGAGUUUUUUUCAGCAUACCUUCCUUGUAGCCACACUUGCCUAAUUAGCUGACGUCCAGGAGGAGGUUCUGAAUGUGGGAAAUGAUUUUAACACACCUGGUGACAAACUGCGUGGCCCAAGUGCCACUGUAUCACCGCCUACAUACAACUCACUGUCCUAUCUGCAUCUGGUGGAUUUCUGCAGGGAUUUUACAUGUUACUCCACGGUUCAUGGCACAUACUCCAAAAUAGAUUAUUUGCUCCUGUCCAGGAGUUCCAUUCCCUGCUCCAAGAUGCGGAGCAUUGCAACAUGGUCUGAUCACUCCCCGGCAUCCAUCCGUCUAUUCCGACCAACUGCGAGGAUUUGGUGAUUUGAAUAAGUCUGUGCUUCAAGGCCAAGAAAUUAUCCAAGAGGUUAGUUUCUCGCACACCCCAUAUUUCGAAGACCACAAUAAUCAAGAAAAUUCCCCAGUGAUAAUGUGGGAAGCUUGUAAAUGCAUAGCCUUUGGACGUUUCAUCUCGAUAUGCUCAUGUUGUAAGAAGAUUCAAGAGACAAUCUUUAAAAUAAAAAAUAGCAGAUCUUGAGACUAAACAAAAACACUAUCUGAACCACAUAGUUGCACGCUCCUCUUGGCACAGCAGACUUUGGUCACUCCAAAAACAUUAUUGCUUAAAAAAUCACAACACAUGUUCUAUGAAUACUCCAACAAAUGUUGGUUUUACAUGUGGAAGAGACCGCAACGAUUUCAUACACCAGAUUAAACCUGAAGCAAACAAACCUACCUCCUUUGCACAGGAAAUUGAAGCGUAAUUUCACUGUUAAUAUAUCGACCUAUACAACAUACACCCUGAAUCAUCAGCUGCAGAGAUGGUUUUACAGAACAGGAAGAGUUUCUGGCCCUAACAGGUUUUUACACACACAAAUAGUACAAAGUAUUUGGAGAAAUUCUGCAACUGUGCCUAUUUGCUUCUUUUAACACCUUACUUCACCAGGGAAUGUUGGGAAGAGAUCCCGUUACUGCACACAUCACGGUAAGGCCCUGAGUUGUGCUCCAGCUAUUGACCAAUGUCACUGCUGUAUUGUGAUGUUAAAAUCCUGCUUCUCGUUUAAAAGAGGGUCUUUAUUCCCUUUUCUGCUCAGAGUGGCUUCAUACCUUGAAGGGAAGCUAAAGCUAACACAAUAAUUUUUAAUAGCAUGCCAUUAGCAAGGUUAUCACAAUGCCGUCUGGUCCUCCUUUCUACGAAUGCAGAAAAGGCUGUCGAUUGGGUGGACUGGAAGAUUUUGUACCUAACCCUUCGUAAGAUGGGAAUGGGGUAGAACUUCUGUAAACGCAUCCGAGCACUAGACUCCCUUCCAACAGCAAAGGUGACAAUUAACAGAUGGUCUCUCAGACCCGUAAAGAUCUCAAAUGGUACCUGCCAGGGAUGUCCCAUCUCACCCUUCUUUUUUAUUUUUUUUUUUUUUAUUUUUUUUUACACUGGGGCUAUUUUGGAAGCCAUUCAGCAAAACUGGGAUAUUCAGACAUUUUCAGUACGCUGAGUUUGAACAUAAAAUUUCCAAAUAUCCUGACAACCUAAUUUUCUACGUCGAACAACUUUAAACAAAACUAAAUUUGGAUAAAUCAAAGGUGCUCAACCUCUCUGUCAAUACUCCGGAGGCAGAACAUCUCUUCAUGCAAUUUUCACUUCAGGUACUUAAGGGUGCAUGUUCAUAAGGAUUCACAAAAAAAACUCUUCUGGCUUAAUUUCCUACCAAUGCUAACCAGAUUUCAGGACGAUACAAAUGCCUGGUCGGUACCACAUUUCUCUUGGUUUGGACGUUUUUAUAUUCUAUUAUCUAAAACGAACCUUCUGCCCAGACUACUUUACUUGUUGCAAACCAUACCAGUACAUCUACCACAGGCCUAUUUCUUCUCGCUUAACUUGGCACUGGUUUGCAACUUAUGGAAAGGGGUUUUCCGUAUUUCCCAAAAUAUUUCCAGGCGACACACCUUGCACGUAUAGUAAAUAGAAUCAUGGCAAAUGCCCUUGUCAUUUCACAUUGAUAAAGGGUCUGUGACCCAAGACCUUUGUGUUCUGCAUGUCCUUCGUUAAAUAUACAGCACUGAGGUGCAUCUAAAUCUUUGUGCCUGCGCUUGUUAAUUUUCUUAUUUUUGACCUUUUCUCAUGGUUGAUUCAGUAAGCAUCAAUAUUUUUGUUGUAGAAAAGAGGAUUACUAGAUUUAAUGCCAUUCCAUAAAAAUCCCAUAAUAUAGUAACGUGAAUAGGCAUUAGAGUAAGUUGUAAAUUGUAGCCCCAGCUGUUAGUGACAGGCUAAACACCAUGACAAUUAUAAAACAUUGUAGUGGUAAUGGUGAUAGGAGACUCCUGGCACCAUCCCCCAAAUACACUGUACUUGUUAUGUUUAGAGUGCCCCUUUAAGGUUCUUAAACAGCUGGAGCAGACAAAAUGUGGGGGUUUAAUUAAAUACCAACAGGAGAGGGUGACUUUAUUUUAUUUUUUAAAGGAACACUAUUGGGUCAGGAGCACAUAGCGUUAAAACCACCAUUUAGUUGGCUUGCCCCCUGUUAACCACUUUAAAAUGUAAUAAAACUUACCUUAUUUCCAGUGCCGCGCGAGUCCACUGGCUCUGCCUCGUGCUGAUAUCAUCUGAAUUUAUGAUUUUUAGCCAAGCCAAUGCUUUCCCACAGGAAGAUCAUUGGAUUAGCUAAAAUCGGCAAGGUGGUGGAGCCGGGCCAAAUGCCGGCUUGGCCAAUCAGCACCUCCUCAUAGAGAUGCAUUGAAUUCAAUCAUCUCUAUGAGGAAAAAUCCGCAUGGAGACGCUGAACGGCAGCGCUGCACACUGUGCAGCACUGACCCAUGAAGCACCUCCAGUGGCCGCUGAAGGCGUCUCUAUGGAGCAAUGUAAACACUGCCUUUUCUAUGAAAAUACUGUGUUUACCUUUUUAAAAUGCCUACAGAGAAUGAUUUUUCUCCCCAGAACAACUACAUUAAGCUGUAGUUGUUCUGGUGACUAUAGGGUCCCUUUUAAUUUUUAUUUCCUUUUUUUGUUCACCCUAGUGUUCAAAGAAUGACACAAGGGAUCAGAUUGACCUGAGCAGACCACUAACAGAUACACCUCAUGCAAAGUAAACAGUAAACAGUUGCUUUUGUAACCAGUUAAAUGUAAAACUCUAAUUUCAUUACAUUGUAUCCACUCUCGCCCUUUUAUACAUUUUUGGCUGGUGCAGGUUUCCAUGGUGACAUCUCUCCGCUAUGGGUUACCCCAGAAGAAGCCCCCUGCGGUGCCUAGUUGGAGUUGCUUUGCUUGUGUUGUUCUGUGACCCCGGGGCUGGCAAGCAGGAGCCAUGUCAAACCUGCCGUAACCUGGUUUUCAACAUUCAUAAGGUAAGUGUUGUAUUUUCUUACUGCCUCUACAUACUGAUGUUCAGCAUUGAAAAAGCCACACUAUGUUUUUUGGGGUUUUAUUUGGUUUGUGUAUUUGUAUCAGAGUGAUUGGUAAAUAGUGCUCCGACUGCAGCCUUCUUAGUCAAUAAAAACACAAAUUAAUAUAUAAACAAUAAAAAUUCAUAAACGCGCACACAUACUCCUUGGCUAGGACAUAUGAUAUAAUUGUUACCUUAAGAACUGACGGUGAAGUCUUUUUAUGGGUACACCAGAUGGGGCAAUGUAAACCAGCUUAUGUUUAGACAUUAUUUGUGCUCACUUAGGAUGCAUUCUGUCCCUGGCUCUUAUUUCCUACCUCUAUCUUGCAGUCUAUGUGAAACAAGUUUUUGUUCACUAAACAGUGAAUUGUAAUAAACUGAAAAUCAAAUUGCUAAUAUAUAAGCUUAGAAUCAAAAUUCAACAAUUCAGUCAAAUUCAUUAACUUUCUUUCUGUAGAUUUAUUGAGUUAGAAUAAUGAGGUUAUGUUACAGAAUCUAGCUCAUAUGCAUAAUGAUCAGAAUCCUUGGGACCUUUUUUGUCUAUUUUCAUCAUCCUGGAUUGCAAGAUGUGACAGCACUUGUAUGGUGACUGGUGUAAGAUAGAAACUUAGCAGUAUUUGGUUAAGCCAACAUCUUUGUGUGGCUACUUGUGACAGGCAUUCAGUGGGAAAGGACAUCACAUACAGGGAGAGUGGGGGGAAACAUUCAAAGACCAGGAAGAGGGACAGGACCGAAAUGAGGGGGGAAUAUACACAUUGUUCAAAUAGGAUGCGGUAUGGAUGGUAAAGAAGUGGAGUUUAGUCACAACACAUGACCAUCUGAUUUUAGCUUGUUGUCUUUAAAGUUCAUUUGGCAGUAACAAACCUCAAACCAUAAAACCGAACACCUGAGAUCAAGCAGGGAUAUUAGGAUAUUAAAUAUGUAUUAACCUGCAGCUGAACAAGUAAAAUACAGACAGACAUGGGGAAUACAUACUGAAAAAUGAACGUGGAACACAGGGAAAGAAUGCAAAUCCUUUUGGUAUGAACUGACCUAAGCAGGCAAGGUUGAAACAGUCAGAUUCAUCAAGUUUAAUCUUUUUCACGGACACAAUUCACUUAUUGAUUCGUGCUUCUUGGUUGUACCUUUUUAGGGCAUAGAGAAAACAGCUGGAUUGAAUUUUGGUGGAGGAAACACAGCAUGGGAGGAGGAAAAACUAUCAAAAUAUGAGACCAGGUAAACGGAUUGUACAUUUAUUUGUUUAUUCUCUGUGCCUUCAGUGUGUGGUAUAUGGGAUCUGAGAUUUAACUCCUAUAAAUCUGGCUCUUGUUUGGGUGAAGUGAGGGAAGCAAAUAACAAUUGAUGGAGUGAAAACUUUACUUGUUUUUGUUAUUUAAGCAAUGGCAGCGUGAGUUUCUUUAUCUUAUCAAAUAUAUACAAUUUCAGUGACAUAUGACUAUUUUAAAUCAUUCUCAUUAAUGUCUAGAAAUGCACGGCUAUAUAGUCAGAAAUAUUAAGAGGAAAUAAUACCGUUACUGGAUAGAACCAAGAGGUGAAGCGGACACUAUGAGCACCCUAGAUCAGGGAGUGACAAAUUUGCUUGGAAUAUAGGAGUCGACAUCAAAAGCUAGGAACCAUUUAAAAAAUAAAAAAAAUAUUUAAACGGUUAAAGGGACACUAUAGUCACCUGAACAACUUUAGCUUAAUGAAGCAGUUUUCGUGUAUAGAACAUGCCCCUGCAGCCUCACUGCUCAAUCCUCUGCCAUUUAGGAGUUAAAUCCCUUUGUUUAUGAACCCUAGUCACACCUCCCUGCAUGUGACUUGCACAGCCUUCCAGAAACACUUCCUGUAAAGAGAACCCUAUUUAGGCUUUCUUUAUUGCAAGUUCUGUUUAAUUAAGAUUUUCUUAUCCUCUUAUCCCCUGCUAUGUUAAUAGCUUGCUAGACCCUGCAAGAGCCUCCUGUAUGUGAUUAAAGUUCAUUUUAGAGAUUGAGAUACAAUUUAUUUAAGGUAAAUUACAUCUGUUUGAAAGUGAAACCAGUUUUUUUUUUAUUUUUUUUUCAUGCAGGCUCUGUCAAUCAUAGCCAGGGGAGGUGUGGCUAGAGCUGCAUAAACAGAAACAAAGUGAUUUUACUCCUAAAUGACAGUGAAUUGAGCAGUGAAAUUGCAGGGGAAUGAUCUAUACACUAAAACGGCUAUAUUUAGCUAAAGUAAUUUAGGUGACUAUAGUGUUCCUUUAAACUCUCCAACAUAAACUGCAGGUGCUCUCUCGGCUUUCAAUACCACACUUCAGCAGCUAAUUUGCUUAAAAAUAAAUUUAUUCCAGGUACUCGGCAGUGGAGUUGAAACUGGCACCAUCAAGCCUCUUUAUUGUCGGAUCAAAAACUUAAAUAGUCCCUCCUUUCUCUCACCUCUCUCUACCCUUCUCUGAAACAUUUAUCAAUGACAUUUUGUACAUCUAGGGUGCAUGACAUGUGUGAUUUUAUUUGUAUGUCUACAUAAUGCUCAAUUUUAAAAAGCAUUGAUUUCUAUACGGAUGACAUUAAGUAUGAUCAAAUAACAUUGUCUUUUUGUAUACGUGACUUGUAUAAAAAUUCAAAAUAGAAAUAUUUUAAUUAAAAAAGGGCCACAUCUGAUGCGUUUUGCAUCAGUUCCCCACUUAGGAACAGAAGCAAAUACAAUUAACAACAUGUAUAUUCUAUAGGGCGCAUUACGUGCAUGAUUACAAUGUUCUCAUUUUAUUUAUUUUUGUGAAUGGCUAGCUGCAAAGUCUGGUUUUAUAAGAUUUUCUCUCUUGACUGUUCCAAACCUGAACUUGCAAAACAAGUCUAUGUGUAUGGGGUCAGGAAGAUAUUAUUUGGUUUACUGAUACAGAAGAAGAAAACACUUUUUUGAAGUCUUGGGAACAUUACAAAGUUUAUGAUUCUAUGUAUUAAGAAACACGCACAUCAUUUUGUGUGUGCACGUUUUACAUAUACAUUGUGUAAGUUUUCAUUACUUGUACCUGCAUAUUAACACAAAGAGCAAAUUGUGUGCCUGCAAAUCAAUAUAUAAAACACGUGCAAACAUCGAAGAACUGUAGUUGCUGCUCAUUUAACUCUUAGAAUGGGGUAAGCGUGACAUUUUUAGACCGUUUGGGUUAUCAUUUUAAGUACCAGAGAUUGCGGUUUCAGAAUCUCUAACAUCUGGCCUGGGAUUUUCAUGCCCUAGAUCUUAAAGAGCAUUGUGAGAUUAACUAAAACAUCCAGUGCUGCUUUAAUCAUAAAGACUUGAAAGAUGUGUGUGUCCAUUCUUGAUUUCCUUAGGGACUUGCAGAUGGUAGGGUCAUAAUAUUGAAAAACAUGUAAAUCCACGGAUUAGUCCUGAUUGUAUAUAUUUUACAGGAUGGUGAAAGCACAAAUCAUCUCAAACUGGUUACAGGCAUGGCACUAGCCUCCAAUUACUCCAAUAUUAUCUCAUACCAGUGGAGAACCUUUAGGGUGAGGUGGAAUGACUGCCUCCUAGCAUUUGUUAUCCAGACAAUUUGGAUGCUACAUUUACAGAGGUACUUUUGCUAGGUUUACUAUUCUAUCAGGGUUAUAAACUAAAAUGAGAAUUCAAAGUGAAUUUCAAAUGUACGGUCAGAGAAUUCUUACAGUUCUGUCCAAGUCCACUAUGCUUUAAGUUCAGCUACUCUGGCCUUAUAUGUGAAGUUCUCUUUGAAUUCUCACUUUAGUUAAUAACCCUGUGUGUAAUGUACCAAACUGCCUUUUAAUUGAUCCACAUGAUUUCUGUUUUUGGAACUUUUCAGAAUAUGCCUGAUUUGUGUUAAAAGUACCUUGCAAAUAAAGUUUCUAACUAUUUCUAUCAUUCAGAAAUACCCACUCAGCAGGUAAAUAGUUAAUAAACAAAGGAAUGAAACUAUAAUAAUUGCUCAAAUAAAAGGGCAGGUGAGCAAUGACACUUAGAUAACAGAUUAGGUAGGGGCUGGGAGGACUCCAUCCCCAUGUGAAUGUAUACAGCACUCUUGGAAAUGGUGGGUGGCUAGUAUUAUACAAACACAAUGGAUGGAGCAAUAUUAAUUCUUUCCUCUUCUCCAAUAUAUUGCUGUGGAGAUAGAGAGAUAUACAACAAUAGUGUAAAUCAAUUACAAUAUAUAUUAAAGUGCAGUAGGUGCAAGGAAACACUCACAAAAUUAGAGCCAUAGGACCUGGCUCUGGUGUGGAUAGCUUCUGGAUCUAUUAUAGGGUGAUCCUUAACCCUUCUGUCGCUGGUAUGGUUUCCAAUGUAUAGAAGAGGAUCCAAAAGAUGGAGUGAUAAAAAACUACUUUAUUAUAAAAAAUAUAUACAUAAAAUAAUGAAGGAUAAAAUAUAUGUAGUAAAUAGCAAGCCAAUACGCGUUUCGCCAAUUGUGGCUUCCUCAGUCAGCUUCCAGUAUUAAGUCCAGUUAUUGUCUUUAUAUAAGUCCUUAUUUGAUAAUGUUUCGCGGCAAAAAACUGCUGUGGAACGCAUGUAUGCGUUCCAUAUCUUCAUUUGCAUCCAUUUCCUCCCUUCCGGUCGCGCCGAUACUGUGACGUCACUUCCGGGUUAGACGUCACUUCCGAAUUCUUCCUCUGAGUGGAACGCACUAAGCGUUCCACUCCUUCUGAUACCUCCGGUUUCUAUAAGGACCUCUAUGGGACGCAAAAUUACAUUUUAAUUUCCCUCCUUCUGUUCAUAUGAUUGGGCACUUCAAUGGAACGCAAAUAUGCGUUUCAAACUCUUCCUCUUUUCCCUCUACACCAUAGGAUCUCAUAAGUAAGGGCAUAGUCAAUUAUAUAAAAACAUAAAAACAUAAUAAAUUCAUCUUUUGAACAUAUUGUUAGAAUACAGCCAUGUAGAGAAGUGCCUAAUUCUUAAAGUGACCAUGCUUAUUUCAUGAACAAAGUGCAUAUUAAAAAAAAACAGUGUAUUUUUGAAAAACAGUGAGUUUUAGAAAAAAAGUGAAUUUUAGAAAGACAAUAAAUAUCUCUUAAAGUGACCAUGCAGUUAUUGUCAUAGUGAAUAUGCAGGUGAUAAAAUGAAUGUCUUAAUGGGAUAUCUUACUUAUAUUCUAUAUAAAACAUACUUUUGGUUUCAUUAUGUGUAAAAGUUAUGUCCCUAUUAUCUCUUUUUUUAUAUUAUAAAAUCGUAAUAUAUUAAAACUGUCAGUCGAUUCAUAAAAAAUGACAUAACUCAAAAUCUUGAUUAAGUCCAUGUGGAAUCAAUGUUUUUAGAUUAUAAAUACACUUCAUCUCCUCCUCUCCGAUCUUUUUAUUAAAGUCACCCCCCCUCCAAUCUCUAUGUAUUGCUUUUAUUGCACAAAAGGACAUAUUUUUUGGAUCUUUAUUAUGGUAUAAAUUAAAAUGGUUGGAAACACUAUGUGUCUCCAGUCCUUUUUUUAUAUUUCUAAUAUGUUCUUCAAUUCUUAUGUGUACAUUUCUAAUUGUUCUUCCUACAUAUAUAAGAUCGCAGGGACAUUUUAAAAUAUAGAUAACAUUUUUGGAAAAGCAUGCUUUUCCAAAAAUGUUAUCUAUAUUUUAAAAUGUCCCUGCGAUCUUAUAUAUGUAGGAAGAACAAUUAGAAAUGUACACAUAAGAAUUGAAGAACAUAUUAGAAAUAUAAAAAAAGGACUGGAGACACAUAGUGUUUCCAACCAUUUUAAUUUAUACCAUAAUAAAGAUCCAAAAAAUAUGUCCUUUUGUGCAAUAAAAGCAAUACAUAGAGAUUGGAGGGGGGGUGACUUUAAUAAAAAGAUCGGAGAGGAGGAGAUGAAGUGUAUUUAUAAUCUAAAAACAUUGAUUCCACAUGGACUUAAUCAAGAUUUUGAGUUAUGUCAUUUUUUAUGAAUCGACUGACAGUUUUAAUAUAUUACGAUUUUAUAAUAUAAAAAAAGAGAUAAUAGGGACAUAACUUUUACACAUAAUGAAACCAAAAGUAUGUUUUAUAUAGAAUAUAAGUAAGAUAUCCCAUUAAGACAUUCAUUUUAUCACCUGCAUAUUCACUAUGACAAUAACUGCAUGGUCACUUUAAGAGAUAUUUAUUGUCUUUCUAAAAUUCACUUUUUUUCUAAAACUCACUGUUUUUCAAAAAUACACUGUUUUUUUUUAAUAUGCACUUUGUUCAUGAAAUAAGCAUGGUCACUUUAAGAAUUAGGCACUUCUCUACAUGGCUGUAUUCUAACAAUAUGUUCAAAAGAUGAAUUUAUUAUGUUUUUAUGUUUUUAUAUAAUUGACUAUGCCCUUACUUAUGAGAUCCUAUGGUGUAGAGGGAAAAGAGGAAGAGUUUGAAACGCAUAUUUGCGUUCCAUUGAAGUGCCCAAUCAUAUGAACAGAAGGAGGGAAAUUAAAAUGUAAUUUUGCGUCCCAUAGAGGUCCUUAUAGAAACCGGAGGUAUCAGAAGGAGUGGAACGCUUAGUGCGUUCCACUCAGAGGAAGAAUUCGGAAGUGACGUCUAACCCGGAAGUGACGUCACAGUAUCGGCGCGACCGGAAGGGAGGAAAUGGAUGCAAAUGAAGAUAUGGAACGCAUACAUGCGUUCCACAGCAGUUUUUUGCCGCGAAACAUUAUCAAAUAAGGACUUAUAUAAAGACAAUAACUGGACUUAAUACUGGAAGCUGACUGAGGAAGCCACAAUUGGCGAAACGCGUAUUGGCUUGCUAUUUACUACAUAUACUUUAUCCUUCAUUAUUUUAUGUAUAUAUUUUUUAUAAUAAAGUAGUUUUUUAUCACUCCAUCUUUUGGAUCCUCUUCUAUACAUUGGAAACCAUACCAGCGACAGAAGGGUUAAGGAUCACCCUAUAAUAGAUCCAGAAGCUAUCCACACCAGAGCCAGGUCCUAUGGCUCUAAUUUUGUGAGUGUUUCCUUGCACCUACUGCACUUUAAUAUAUAUUGUAAUUGAUUUACACUAUUGUUGUAUAUCUCUCUAUCUCCACAGCAAUAUAUUGGAGAAGAGGAAAGAAUUAAUAUUGCUCCAUCCAUUGUGUUUGUAUUGUAUGUAUUUAUUUGUGUUGGUAUAGGGGAUACCACACGGGUGUUUGAGCUAUUAUAGUCACCUACUGUGCCAUUUCUUGCAUUUGUGGUGGCUAGUAUUAUGCUAUGGGGACUGUGCAUACCUUUUCCUAAAAUUGGUUUUAGAGGGUUAUUAAAAGUCAGACCUAGCAAUUCCUUUUCAUGAUAUUAAAUGGAUCCCAAGGUUGGUCCUUGUUUGUGUUUGCAUUGGGAAUGAGGGGGCCAUUCUAAAAGCCCAUUUUACUAUUUUGGUGACAGAGAGGAGAGUGGGUCAGUAGCUGCCUCCUGCUCUGUUUACACUCACACUACAGCUUAUGGUGUGGGGAAAUAGGAACCUUUUCACCCCAAACUCCUGAAUUAAGGCUUUCAAAUACAGCGACAAUGUAGCUCUGAGAGGCCAUUAAUAUUUACUGUAACUAAAAUGCAUACCGAGUGUGUGUGUGUGUGCGUGUGUAUAUGUAAUCCCUUGGCCUAGGGCAGGAGUGGCUAAUUGUUUCAUCCCCAGCUUCUGAGGAACUACAUGUCCCAGGAUAGCAAAGCAAAAUGGGAGAUAAAGCUGCCUCUUUAGCCAUCUGUUGACUGUCUCUUCUAAUUUAGUAUUUUUUCCCCUUUUCUUUCUGAUCAGUAAGUGGUGCUGUAGUAUUACAUUCUGUCUGGGAAUAGCAUGCAACUCUAUGAACAGAUUGUUAUUUUUUUUUUGUGUGUGUGCAUUCAGCGAGACACGGUUUCUGGAGGUGAUCGAAUCGGCUUGUGACAAGUCAGACUUUGAGUGCAACGUGAUGGUGGAGGCUAAUGAUGAACACUUGGAGAACUGGUGGUUGAAGAGGUGAGUUACUAGAAGGGUACAAUAUUUUUCAAGCCAAUAGAAAUGCUUGAGGUGUGCAUAAUUCUCAAAUACACUCUAUCUGUCAAAAGGGAAAUGCUUACAGUUUGUUUUGUUUACUUAAAUAAUAGCAUCUAUUUAACUACAGAUGCCAGAUGUAUUUAGGCCACUCUUUUAUCACAUCUAAUUUACAUUUUAGGCAGAAGGAGAAUCCUGAUCUCUUCCAGUGGCUUUGCAUGGACACACUGCAGUUGUGCUGCCCUGAAGGAACAUUUGGCCCAGAUUGUGCUUGUAAGUUGUCCUUUAGUUGGUUAUGGCAAGACUCACAUACCCAUAUAUUAACCCUCUUCAAGCAAACUACAACUUCAAUAAACUCUAACAACCAAAAGAUAAAUAGGUGGCAAAUAUUCAUGGCGUUUGACUGCUUCUGCUAUAGACUGAGACUGACCAAUCAAAUAUAGUUAUUCUUCAACAUGAGAGCUACAAUAGCUGUAGCUAUGGAUUGGAUACAUUUCUUUGCACCAUUAUCGCUCUUUUUUUCCUAUCACAGCCUGUCCUGGUGGUGCCGAGCUGCCCUGCAGUGGAAAUGGGAAAUGUAACGGGGAUGGUACCCGAUCCGGCACUGGGAGAUGUGACUGUUACCCCAGCUAUGGUGGUCCGAUCUGUAUGGAUUGCGCAAUUGGAUAUUAUGAGCACGAGAGAACUGAGAGCCAUCUGGUAUGUUCUGGUAUGUAAAGGGGAGAUAAUGCAUGUUCAACUGUGUUGUAAAGGGUACUUAAAGGGACAAUGCAAGGAGGAUAUACUGCUCCUUUUAUAGAUAAUAGAUUAUGAAAUAUAUAAGUGAAAUCUCUGAAUCUUCAUUUUUGCUACGUUUCCUUUGGAAUCUGAACCAUCUCUUCUGAUUCUCAUUCAAACCGGGAUCUGGCUCGGAUCUUGUUCUAUGGAAGUAGUAAGAAGAUCUGUGUUUAUGACUGACUGACUACACAGAAAUACACACUAGUUUCUGAUAAGAGUCCUAGAAAGUUCCACUGCACGUGAGGCUUGUAGUUGACAAAUGCAGGUUCCCAUAAUUAAGAAAUUGUCUCAAGAAUUGUAAUAUCUGCUGGUCAGGGGAAACAAAAGCUUUUCACUGACCAAGUUACUGAUUCUGCAAGCAAAAAGGGCUUUCUCUGCCUGCUAUUUCAGAAAAUACUGACCCAGAUUUCCCAGUGCUCUCCUGAGGUUCUCCCUGACUGCGAGUACCAGGAAGAAGUGACAGUCACCUUAUUGGACCUGAUGCAACUGGGAGAGUGGUGGGAGAUCAGAUGCUAUUUCUAACACUAGGCUCUGCAUCAGCCCACCUUUUUAGAUAUCUGUGUCUCCGUGUGCAGCUCAUUGGGCGUAUGUGAGUGAGGCUGAUGCGAUAUUACGGUCAGUGUGAUUAAUUGUGAGAGAGUGCAGCAAUCUAAGGGUGCGUGUGUGACAACUGCUUGCAAUCGCCAUAGUUAAUCUCAUCAAUUUUAAUUCUGAUGACAUAUUCCUUUUAAAUUUCAAAGUACAUCUUUUAUUAAUUUCUUCCAAAUUAGAUUAGGGAACAAUUAUGGGGCUAAAUUACAUUUUGAAUAAUUUAGCCUUAUAUUCUGCACAUUUCUCUCUUUAUAAUUUUGAUGCCAAGUGUAUAAACCAAGUAAAAGUAAGACAUCCGGCUAAAACACCAUUAAAUGUAGCCAUCGUUCACAGACCACUGGUGAUUAGUGUAAGUUCCUAAGGUCACCUACCAUUUGGUGGGAACAUAAUGCAUUAAACUAUGUGACCGUUUGUAAAGUCUGAAUUUUUGUAUGGUUUCUGCUGUUCAGUUCUGUGUCUAUACUUGCAGAGUGCCACAAGGCAUGCAGCAAAUGUGUGGGCCCUGACAACGACCAGUGCAUUCUCUGCAGGAAGGGUUGGCUUUUACAUGACCAUAAGUGUAUAGGUAAGUAGCCUCAUUGGUCUGAAUCUGAAUUUUCUUAGAUUCUAAUUUAAAAUAUUUUUUAUUAUUGAAACUCUUCAGCAGAUGAGAUAAGCCUGUUCUAAGAGUUGAAGUGAAGUACAGAGUUGAAAUGGGUGGCAUGGUCCUGCGUUAUACACAGGCCUUCUAGUGGAGUGUUGCAGCACCAAAAUAGGUAGGGCAUAUGAAUGGAAAAAAAUAAAAUGCUGCAACUGAAAGUAGCCCUACAUAUCAGUCCACGCCAGACUGGGGGGAUUUCUGAGUUAUUUUUUUAUCCACUAUAUGCCUAGGGCAGCAGAUGUUUGCUGGAUCAAAUGUAUUUUUUUUUAUUUUUUUUAAUCUAGAAAUUUAAAGGGCCACUUUCAGCACUCAGAUCACUUCAUUUCAACAGUGGUCUGGUUGCAGUGACCCUGACAUUUUUAGUCCUGCUGUUUUUGUAGAUACAGCAAUGUUUUUUUGUUUUUGUUUUUGUUUUUUUUUUGAAGGGCUUAGAUAUCCUGACAUCGAGUGGAGGAUGCUUCCACUGCUAUAACAGAGUCUGAAUCAGUUGUGUGACAUUCAAUAUCCUUACGCAUUGCUCUUGAGGAUGUUGAACAUGCUCAAAUGCUUAUCAUAGAGAAGCAUUUAAUUGGACAAGCCUUACUCUUGCUGCACAUGCAUUUCUCAUCCCUAAUGCUUCUCUAUGUGAAGCAUUUUAUGUAAAAAAAAUGAUAAAAAUUUGUAUCUUGUAAUACCUUUUUUAUUGGGCUAACACAAUUAAUGACAUGCUUUCGGGAAAACCUCCCUUUCUCAAGUCUAAAGCAUUUCUGAGCAAGACGACACACAGAAUUCAAAGUCGAGUUGUGAUACGGGGUUAAAGUGACCCCUGUAUCACAACUCAACUUUGAAUUCUAUGUGUUGCCUCACUGUACUAAUACGGCUACAAUCUCUACUUGAAGCAUUUAAUGGAAGAGAAGGUGAAGAUUGGUGGCUGCUUUGGGUGAGUCAGUCACUGUGCUGGAAAAAUGGAAAGUAAAACAUGUAGUGUUCCUUUAAUCACAUGUUAUUUUUUGUUCAGACACUGCUUGGCUCUACUCAGUUUGAGUAUCAUGACAUCGGUUUCUAUAUUUGUAUGUUCUCUAUGUAAUCACCAAUUUCUAGAAUACCAUUUUGAUCUGCCAUGCUUCUAGCAUAAUAAAAUGUUAACAAUAUAAUUAUAUCCAAAGCAAUGGUUCUACAUUUGGCACUUCGUCUCCGUAAGAGUACUGAGUAUUUGUAUGAAUUUAUCUUUCAGACAUAGAUGAGUGCGGCACAGAAUUGGAUCGAUGUAAAUCUAACCAGUUCUGUGUUAAUACUGAUGGAUCCUAUGAAUGCCGAGGUCUGUACCCAUCAUAUUGCUUGUUUAUAUUCAUGUAAUUAAGUGAGAAGUCGAAAAGGGAUCAAAUGAAGAAAAAGCUAACUUUACAUGUAUAUAACUUCAUAUAAUAUGACAUCUACACUUUCAGAGUUAAAUGUUAUCGGUCUGUAAAGGAGGAUGAGUAAUGAAUCAAAAAUAGUGCCUUAUAAACCUCCAGAGAUUGAUUAUACACAUGACGAGAUUAUAGAGUUUGCAAAAAGAGAAAAAAAAAGGACCACACUCCAGUCAUGUGAAAAUGCAGGUGCUAAACUGGACCCAGGGCCAGCACCAGCCCCAGGGAGUAGAUAUCGGUGGUAGAAAGAGGAUCCAGGCACUCCAAGUAUCUUCAAUUGUAUUCAUUUGGAUAAGUGAGACACUGCAAUGUUUCGACCCCUGAAAGGGUCUUUGUCAAGCUUGACAAAGACUCUUUCAGGAGUCGAAACAUUGAGGUUUUCUUACUUAUCCAAAUAAAUACAAUUUGAAGAUAAUUGGAGUCCCUGGAUCCUGUUUCUACCACUGAGAUUAUAGAGUUUGGCUUUAUCACAAAUUAGCUGCAUGUAAACAAAAUGUGUGCUCCAAUACCAAGAUACUGAUAUAGUUAUUUAGACAUCACCCAAACUCUAAAAGUUCAAUUUUAACCCUUUGUAGGUAUUGUGCUCCUGUCAGGUGUUUCCACUUGUUCAUUUUCUAAUAAAGUAGCAGCAUAGACUUUUAUUAUUGUAUUUUUUUUGUAAUUGCAGUAAUUUCCUUCAAACAUUGGGUCUUUAGUAAGAAUGUUUCUCAAUGGUUUUCUUUCACUUUUCUGGUUAUCUUUUUGUCUCUAAUUUCAGACUGUGACAAAUCAUGCAUUGGCUGCAUGGGAUCAGGACCAGCCCGGUGUAAGAAAUGCAAUGUAGGGUAUUACAGAGAUGGGGCCAAAUGUCUUGGUAAGAUUUGCUGUACAAAUCACAACUGCUUAUAUAUGUGUGUGUUCAUGGUUUUGUAUAGAUUUAAUUACAUGAUCUGCCCUUACACAAACACUAAAGAUUGACCCUAUUACAAUACUCGGACAUUUGCACUAACCAUAGCCUAAAAUAUCAUGUAAUUUAAGACAUAUAACCGUGAACCACGUAUCCGAGGACAAUAAUGCAAUCUCGGGGUUGUGAGGACCUUUAUAAAUCACUAGAUCUUCACUUUACUGUUUAUGUAUUUCUUUUCUGUUUCUGCACCUUAUUCUUAUGAAAUUGGAUAUAUGAAUAGCGUUGACCUCCCUUUUUAAUGAUAUAUUUAUCAGUUAUAGUUUUUUUGCAGAUACAUACAUUGGCUUCUAUUUAUUUACUAAAUACCUCCAUUUAAGUUCAAUGAAUGGAGAUAAUUCUGUCUAUGGCACAGGCUGUCUGAGAAUGUGUACCAGAGAUAGUGUGGGAACUUGUAUGGUGUGUACACAAGCAGAUCUGUGAUAUUUUAUCCCGAAAAUCCGAAUGUCAGCGCUUACUGGAUAUACACAGAGUACAAAUUAGUCCACUGGUAUCACAUGCUUCUAUCAUAUAUGUAAACCAGAAAUACAACCUUAAAUUAGAAAUUCACCUUGAAUUCACUUUGAAUUGUCACUUUAGUAAAAUAAUCCUGUUACUCCUUUCUUUGAAAUCUUCACUGUCACGAUUCUGAAAGUUUCCAAAGAACUCGAGCACCAUAGUUUAUAGUACCACCGGUGAUACCAGUAGGCUUAUGGCAUACGGAGAUCUUUUGUGCAAAUGACAUUUUCAAGGUUCCUUAAAGAAGAAAAGUAAAAUGUGUUAUUCGUGUGAAAGCACUCACAUAUUUUUACUCUUCCCUGUGGAUAUAUUCACCAUUCCAUGGAUCAGUGGUUUUCAGCCAGUGUGAUGUGACAUUGAUUUUAGGCUUGUACAAGGCCAAAGGUCCUUAAUAUUGUGUGUUUCUUUUUAUUAAUUGUCAGUAGUAAAAAAAUAAAUGAACAGGGGGGCGGAGCUAGCAGCGGAGCAGAGCGGUCGCACUCACUGAGAGCUCCCCGACAUGAACCGCAAACAAAACGUUAAGGCGAUUUCAGACGUCCACCCGGGCUCAACUGCUUAUACCCGACACGGGAUUAGCCAUGGGUCGCAAACCUAAGAAAACCUGAGCAGAUAAAGAACCGACCACACACGAUAUCGGGGAACUUCUUCGACGCUCGCAAAGUCUGCAUGGGACAAGAUGGCGGCGGGAGAUGACGGAUACUCACUCUCAUCUGAUGAUUUCUCCAUAGAUCCUGGAGAAGGUAUGGCACAAUCCCCUCCACCCGACCCAAGGCCCUCACAUACCCCUGCAGAAGACCCUGUCACAGCCACAAUACUUAUGAGCAUGCUGGCAGAGCUCAGAACCAACAUAGCAGCAGACAUGGCCGGUAUAAAAGAUGCAGUGGAGGGGGUCACUACCAGGGUCCUGCGGCUGGAGGCGUCAACUACCUCCCAAGACGCAAGGAUAGUAUCCUUAGAACAAGCAUUAACUGAGGUGCAAUCACAACAAAGCAUACCAAACAGGAUAAACACCCUUGAGGACCAACAAAGGCGCUAUAAUAUCAAGAUCCGAGGCAUCCCGGAUUCAAUGGGCCAGGUAGACCUACCGCACUUCAUCAGGCGCCUGCUGGCCGAUCUUUUGCCGCCCAAACAGGCAAAAGCACUGCGACUAGAUGGUAUAUUCAGAUUGCCAAAGCCCGCAACGGCACCAGCUGCGGCACAUACAGACCUGAUCCUCCAUUUUCAAAACCUGCAAAACAGAGCCCAGCUGUUGGCAGCCGCGUGGGGGAAAACCCCUCUGACAUUUGAGGGAGCCACGCUGUCCCUCUUUCAGGACCUAACUAAAAGCACCAUGGGAUAGCGCAAGACCAUGCAGCCACUCACCUCAGGAACAAGAGCAUCCAAUAUAAAUGGGGGACACCGAACAUGAUCACCUUCACGUAUCAGAAUACCACUUAACGAGCUCUGAACUACCCUGAACUGGACUCUCAACUGCGCACAGCAUGCCUACUAUCGCCCCCACGCAGGGAAAACUCGGACCUCGUCCGACUGGACCCGGCCGCGGUAGCUGACUUCAUCCCAGUGGCACCCACCCGACCACCGCACCAACGAAAGAUACCCUGAGAGACAUAGAAACAUAGAAUGUGACGGCAGAUAAGAACCAUUCGGCCCAUCUGGUCUGCCCAAUUUUCUAAAUACUUUCAUUAGUCCCUAGCCUUAUCUUAUAGUUAGGAUAGCCUUAUGCCUAUCCCACGCAUGCUUAAACUCCUUUACUGUGUUAACCUCUACCACUUCAGCUGGAAGGCUAUUCCAUGCAUCCACUACCCUCUCAGUAAAUUAAUACUUCCUGAUAUUAUUUUUAAACCUUUGCCCCUCUAAUUUAAGACUAUGUCCUCUUGUUGUGGUAGUUUUUCUUCUUUUAAAUAUAGUCUCCUCCUUUACUGUGUUGAUUCCCUUUAUAUAUUUAAAUGUUUCUAUCAUAUCCCCCCUGUCUCGUCUUUCCUCCAAGCUAUACAUGUUAAGAUCCUUUAACCUUUCCUGGUAAGUUUUAUCCCGCAAUCCAUGAACCAGUUUAGUAGCCCUUCUCUGAACCCUCUCUAAGGUAUCAAUAUCCUUCUGAAGAUACGGUCUCCAGUACUGUGUACAAUACUCCAAGUGAGGUCUCACCAGUGUUCUGUACAAUGGCAUGAGCACUUCCCUCUUUCUACUGCUAAUACCUCUCCCUAUACAACCAAGCAUUCUGCUAGCAUUUCCUGCUGCUCUAUUACAUUGUCUGCCUACCUUUAAGUCAUCAGAAAUAAUCACCCCUAAAUCCCUUUCCUCAUGUGUUGAGGUUAGGACUCUAUCAAAUAUUCUGUACUCUGCCCUUGGGUUUUUACGUCCAAGAUGCAUUAUCUUGCACUUAUCCACAUUAAAUGUCAGUUGCCACAAUUCUGACCAUUUUUCUAGUUUACCUAAAUCAUUUGUCAUUUGGCUUAUCCCUCCUGGAACAUCAACCCUGGUACAUAUGUAACCCUGUAUCAUCAGCAAAAAGACAUACCUUACCAUCAAGACCUUCUGCAAUAUCACUAAUAAAAAUAUUAAAGAGAAUGGGUCCAAGUACAGAUUCCUGAGGUACCCUACUGGUGACAAGUCCAAGCUUCGAAUAUAUUCCAUUAACCACAACCCUCUGUUGCCUGUCACUCAGCCACUGCCUUACCCAUUCAACAAUAUUGGAAUCCAAACUUAAAGAUUGCAGUUUAUUGAUAAGCCUUCUAUGUGCAACAGUGUCAAAAGCCUUACUGAAAUCUAGGUAAGCAAUGUCUACUGCACCACCCUGAUCUAUAAUUUUAGUUACCCAAUCAAAAAAAUCAAUAAGAUUAGUUUGGCAUGAUCUCCCUGAAGUAAACCCAUGUUGUCUCUGAUCUUGAAAUCCAUGUGUUUUUAGAUGUUCAUCAAUCCUAUCCUUUAACAUGGUUUCCAUCACUUUCCCCACUACUGAAGUAAGGCUUACUGGCCUAUAGUUGCCCGACUCCUCCCUAUUACCUUUCUUGUAAAUGGGCACAACAUUCGCUAACUUCCAAUCUUCUGGGACUACUCCUGUUAACAAUGAUUGCAUGGAGACAAUGCAAUAGGGGGUUUCUCCCCAGAACCCCAGAGACUGCUGAUAACUCACUCUCCGGGAUAUGGCCUCCUGCCCAAGAUGAACCUGCUCUGUUCUCUUGAGAACUUACACAUGGCCAACAUCCAAGUUCCUCCUUCCCAUAUAGUUUUGGUUGAUCAAAAUUGACUUUUUCCUAGUUCACAAAAGUCCGUAUAGGUCUCCCCGAAGUAGAUUUCACGCACCCGAGACACAUUGACAGCGGCACUCACUGCACCCUAUACCGGGGGUCGCAAAUACUCACAACCGGGUGCACUACUGACCGCAUCUGCAUUUGACUUACCUCCCCACACGAACAUAGAAGACACAGUUAAAAACAUAUCCAUUAUGACAGGAGGAUAUCCCUGGGGAGGGACAUACACCAUCCAAGUGCACCCCAUUCACGACAAGACUCACCCUCGCACACCAGGGACUAGACUGACAGUCACGUUGGGGAGACCCCACGGACCUCAUACCACACGUACAAAAAUACCCCUCCAUAGCUGGUUCUCACACAGACCCAUAAGAUACAACACAUUGUCCUAAGACAAACCCUAAGAAGGCACACUCACAGACUCCACCAGGUCUUGGACAUGCCCGAAACACUAGAAGACACCACAACUACACAAUUAAUAUGUAAAAAGUGCUAUGUGUAUAUAAAUGCCGCUACUGUACUAAUAUAUGUUGCAAAGUAUGCCUGCAUAAGCUGUUGUGGCAAUAUGGACAUUUAUGUUGAACCUGCACAACAAAAUAAAGAAUAAAAAAAAAACUGAAUUUAUUUAAAUGAUUUCUCACUUUUUUUGUUUAUCCUCAGAUAUUGAUGAGUGUGAUACUGAACUGCCAAAGUGCAAGGGUUCCAAUGAAGAGUGUGUCAACACACAGGGCAGCUAUAACUGCGUGUGUCAGAAGGGCUUCUCUAGAAUUGGUGGUAUGUGCAGAAGGGACAAAACCGAAGGUCAGUUUUGCCUAUUGCUUCAUUAUCAGGUCAAGUCAACAGUGUUUUUAUCUACCUUUGUUUUUGUGUGUGUGUGUAUAUAAUGUUUUAAUUUUUUGUUUCCUUUCUCCACCUUUACAGAUGAUGCUGAGAAGGGCCUUUUUGAGGACAUCACCGAUGAUGAGAUUGUGGUUCUGCAGCAGAUGUUUUUUGGAGUUGUGAUCUGUGCCUUGGCCACACUAGCUGCAAAAGGAGAUAUGGUUUUCACUGCAAUCUUCAUUGGCGCUGUGGCUGCCAUGGCCGGGUACUGGUUUUCAGAAAAGAGUGAUCGGGUCCUUGACAGCUUUAUGAAAGGAAGAUAGCUUCUCACUGUCUCCCAUUUCAUGUCUGAUGGAACAUUUGCACCAAACAUUGCUGAAAAGGGAGAAGUGUAUAAAACCGGGGCACCAAAGAUCUUAUUUCGAGCCUGCUUUGAAACAGAAAUACUUUGGAUGAUGGACGGUGAUUUCCAGACUUGGCUUAGUUUAAGAAGACUUGUUUAUCCAGCUUAUUGGAUACUGUGACACCAUUUAAUGAGGUCCAUCGGCUAUGGAUAUCUAUAUAAAUACGACUGUCACUUAGUAGACAGACACAACAAAAAGAUCUUUGAGAAGGAGACAUCGAAACGUCCCCGCCGGCGUAUAUUUUAGUUUUUCUAUUAUUUAUAAUCUAUUGGCAUAUGUAGUUAUAGGAUCAUGUAAAAUGAAACCUUUUUGUUCUAUUUUUUUUUAAAUUUUUUUAUUUUUUAUCUGUCCACAUCACAUCGUACAGUUAGUAAGUUCAUCAUGCAAAGACGAGCCAAUUGAUACAAAUAACUGUGGAUAUUCUACCAAAGCAUUUAUAUAUUGAAAUAAUGGAAUACUUGAUACACUGGAAUAUACUUGUACAGGUUAACCCUGGAUUAUUGUCCAUUCUGGCAUCUACAACUCUGUAGAUAAAAUGAGUUUGGUGGUAACACAAUUACACAAAUAGUUGUUGGUUGUAAACAAGAUGCUAGCCUUUGGUUGGACCAGGUCUAGGAAAUCAUUUGGACAUCUAGGUGAUGUGAUGACUCUUUUAGGUUUUUGGAAAAAGAAAUUGCAACUGAUAAUGUCUCUUUGAUUAAAAUUUAAUUUGAUGCUCCUGGGUGCCUCAUUCUCUAGACCAGGUGUCCUCAAACCUUUUAAAUUGGGCACCAGUUCACUGUCACUCAGACAAGGAUGGGGGCCAGACUAUAGUUUGAAAAAAAUUCGAACGAAUUCCUAUACAUACUGAAACAGGCAUACAUACAUACAAACAGACAGACAUACAUAUAUUGACAUACAUACAGACAAAUACAUAGACAUACUGACAUAAUACACAUACAGACAGACAUACUGACAUACAUACACAUAGCUAAUUUUUCUUUCUUUUUUUUUUUUUUGCAGGAGGGUGGCUGUGGCUGAUGGGAGUUGGCGUGACUCCUCCGUCCUCGCUGCCUGUCUCUCUUCCUUCCCGCGAGGAGGGAGCUGAGAGAAAGUGACCGGCUGUCACUUCCUCCCAGCACUACUUGCAGCUGCAAUUUUUUUUUAAAGUGGCUCGGUCGCGCUAUUGCACGGUCGCAGUGCUGACCGGGCCCCUGAAGCUAUAGGGCCCAUCGAGUGGCCCUAAAUGCUUGGGCCAGGUUCAGGACUCUGGCGGGCCAGAUCCGGCCCGUGGGCCGUAGUUUGAGGACCCCUGCUCUAGACAUUAACCUAGGAAGGGUUUCAUUAGACUUGAGUAACUGGUUAUCUUUAUUUCCUUCUUCACUACAUAUGGUGACAUUGUUAUUGUAGCACAGAAAAUGUGAGACUUGGGCAUUCAGUUUACUAACCAGUUAGUCUGAGGCUUUGGAAUUAAAUAUUCUCUUUCUAGAAUUUUAGAGGUGUACUGGAUGGCAGCUUUGGGUGAUAUCCAUCCUUUGCUAGAAUAAAAUAUGGUAAAUUGUUAAAUUUGCUAUUUUUAGCAUAAACAAAUUGCUGUUUGACAAUGCAAUUCAAACCAAAAGCUUAAGUUUGCAAUUUCUGCUUGCAAGUCCAAAAGGUGGAAUAUUUUGUAGAACUACAACUUCAAAUAUGCAAUGCUAACUCUGAACACUAUCACAACAUUGCAUGUUUGCCAUGGCCCUACACUUAAAGGACCACUAAUAGUGCCAGGAAAACAUACUAGUUUUCCUGGCACUAUAAUGCUCUGAGGGUGCCCCCACCCUCAGGGUUCCCCUCCCGCCGGGCUGGAUGGAGAGGGAGAACUUACCUCUUUCUCCAGCGCCAGGCGGGGAGCUCUCUGCCUCCUCUUCGGCUGAAUGCGCAUUCGCCGCGCGUGCAUUCAGCCAGUCUCGCAGGAAUGCAUUAUCAAUGCUUUCCUAUGGACGCUGGCGUCUUCUCACUGUGAAAAUCAGUGAGAAGCACGCAAGUGCCUCUAGCGGCUGUCAAUGAGACAGCCAUUAGAGGCUGGAUUAACCCUAAUAUAAACAUGUUUAUAGAAAAAAGGGUUAAUCCUAGAGGGACCAGGCACCCAGACCACUUCAUUAAGCUGAAGUGGUCUGGGUGCCUAUAGUGGUCCUUUAACAUUGACACUGGCUUAGAACUACAGUGAUUUAAAAAAAUAUAUCUAUCUGUAGCACUAAACUCAGAUUGUCAGUUAGGCCGCUAGAAUGCAAAUCGCUGGCUGCCAUAUAUUAUGUUGUCCAAACUGUGUGUUCAGUGUGAAAAUAUUACAUGGACACCUUGGGAUGAGCUCUCUCCUCCGCAGAAACCGUGUACAAGCGUAAAGGUUCCGAUUUUGGUCAUCCUUGCAGUUAAACCAUUUCUGUCAUCAGCUGGUAUCUUAGGAGCACAACCAUUAUUUAUCUUAACUGUUACCUCUGCAGAGAAAAAAGAAUAUAACAAUGUAAAAUUGCAAAUGGCCAUCUUGCUGGCAUGAAAAACAUAUUGUAAGCGAAAUGCCUGUGUGCAUCACUUUCAUUACUUCAUGUUUUGUUUAACUUGUCUUGUGUUGUAUGCUUCUGAGAAUAUUUGUGCCUAAAUAUUACCCAUGCAUCAACUGUUUUUGAUUUAAGUUGGCCUGUAUCACCCGAAGUGGCACUCGAUGGGUUAAAUGCUCUUCAUGGAGGAUCAAACUAUGCACAUGAGAACCUUCUGUGUUUGAGUGCGUUGUGUCUCUUGGGCAUAAAGUGUGUUUUCCACAUAGCAGUUAUUGAAUUAUUAGGUAACACUUGGCACUGACAUGGUGUGAGCUACGUUACCCAUGACGCCAACAUCUGCAGUGCCAAGCUCUCAAUGCUAUAAUGGAUUUUAUAUUGUAGAACAUACUCUGGUAUAUUCUGCUGGACAUGUUGCACUAUAUCUAUUUUACCUGUGGUUUUUUUUUUUUUUGUGUGUGUUUUUAAUUGUUAUUUAAUGCCUUUUAUGAGAAUACUUGAUGUAUUUUAAAAAGUUAAAGAAGAAAAUGCAAGAUGUGUAGAAAAGGGAAUGGGUUUAUUUAUACAUAUCACUAAAAACGUAAAUUAAAAAAAUAAUUGACUCCCAAGCUAUGCCUGCCCUAUUGUGCUAGUAUUUGUGAAAGACUAAGUUUGGAGUUGCAAAAUUUGAACCAAAAUAUAUUUAUAUAUAUAUAUAUAUAUAUAUAUAUUCCCUAAAAUAUUUGCUGUUUCUGUUGGCUUUGCUGUUUUUUGACAACUCAUGAUUUAUUACAAAAAAACUAAAACUAUACAAUCAUGGUGAGUUAUCAGCGAUUUAAAGGACAACUCUCACCUCAGAACAAAUUUUAAUGUAACAAACUUUUCAUCAAUUUUGAAAGGAAAUAUUUCUUUGUUUUUAAAGAAGUACGUGAAAAGAAAUGAGAAUCACCGACUGGCACAUCCAACCGACAGAAAAACUCUGGGUAAAAGCCAAGGUGAUACAGGCUGAGGGGAAAAUCCCCUCGCAGCUAUGGAGGACGGGAACUCCAUUUAGUGCCCUCAAGACGGGCAACCCCCUGCUCGACGCAACCCUGAAGACUUGGUACACCCUCAGAUACCCACAACAGCUGACCACUCACUCCAGCCCGCUAACGCCCCUCACCUGUAACCCAGACAUAGGGAGAGGACUGGUACCGGCAGACCUAAAAAACUUCACUCUAUCAGACUGGAUCUACAUACGCCAAUGGUGCGACAAUGGCACCCUCAAAUCCCUAACAGACCUGCUCCCAGACACCACCCCAACGACCCUCAAUCUGUUCCGAUACCUACAGGUCAAGUCCUACUACUCCACAUCAGCAUCCAAACGACAAUUCCACCGAGAUCUCAAUCCCUUUGAAAAACUGCACAACCAGGCGACACCUGGAACGGGGGAUCUCGAGGCUGUACGCAAUGCUUAUGGAAGGAGAAAACAGACCGCCACCGAAAUUCAUCGCGAGAUGGGAGAGAGAUACCCUGACUGCCCAAGAAUAGGAUCAAAUAUUCUUGCUCACUCAUAAAAGCUCCAUUAGCUCAAAAUACCAGGAGAUGAGCUACAAGGUGCUGACGACCUGGUACCGAACUCCGGAUGUGUUGCAUUGCAUGAACCCGGACAUCGAAGAGACAUGUUGGCGAUGCGGGGAGGAGAGAGGCACUAUGCUUCAUAUCUGGUGGUCAUGCACGGCCAUCACUCCCUGCUGGGAGAUGGUCAACACCAAAAUCCGUGAAAUAUCGGAUCCGGAGCUCCCGCUCCAACCCCUCCCCAUGUUGCUACACCACACGAGCAUGUCUUUAAAAACAUAUAGGAAAUCCUUGACGAAACACCUGCUAACGGCGGCAAAGUCCCUGAUACCCACUCUAUGGAAAAAGACUGCUGCCCCCACCUUCCAACAAUGGGUGGAUAGGGUAGGAGAAAUCCACACCAUGGAAAUUAUGACGGCAUCCCUCCAAGGCCGCACAGAGAAAUGCAACCUGACGUGGACCCCUGGCUUCUGUACAUUGCCGCAGACUGAAUAACCCCCUGAAACCUAUACUCAAGCCAUGGCCCUCAUCUCCCCCUCCCCCCCCAUCUUUACACCACCUCUAUACCCCCCCUUCCUUCUCUCCAUCCUCCCUUCCACCCCCACCCCAGACUCAAGCCCAACAUGACCGCCCCACACCCUGAACUAGACCAGAACACACAUUAAGCAAAUAAUUGUGCACAGACAAAGGAGCUGCCAGUGGACGGAGCCCCACACAGAUGGGAAGCGGAGCCGCUAACUCCCAAGGAGCCUUAGAUACCCCACAGCACAUUACCACACACGUAGCAGAUGCUACAAUAGACCCAAGCACAUGGGCGCCUCUGCCCGGCCAACCUACACACGGGCAACACCCCGACAUAAUGGGCACACCCAAAGGGCGACAUGGUGACCUAAGCACUAUCGCCUAAGGUAGAGGGAACAUUACACAUAUAGCGACCAACCAUCCGUGAAUGGGUCGGGACUGACGGCCCGGAUAACACGCCUGUCCCCGUUACGUGGGUUCACAAACGUGGCCGGUUACCACCCCAUGCGCGACCGUGGCCCGCUGCCCACUCGACCCACCCAAGGUCUCACACCUGACAUGUACACCCUCACUGUCAAAUGCAACAGAACCCAAAUUUUUUUUAAAAAAACCACCAUGGGUGAGAUGUACAAAGCUAAGACACAAAAGACCUACGCCACUACGAAACACACUAACAAGCAAUAAAUGCUACUCUGGUCAUCCAACCUCAGACAACCGCAUGAAGUCAAAAACCCACUGUAUAUCUUCCUACGUGCAUGUAUCUGUCAAUCAUAGCUAAUGCGUGUCCUGAAUACCACUUUGACCCCAGCCCUUUACCCAUUUCUGUACCCCCUCCUGAUCUUGGAAACAAGAAAACAUAAAAAAACGAUAAAUAAAGAUUGUAAAAAAAAAAGAAAUGAGAAGCUCAUCUCUAAUUUUAAUAUAUCAUACCCCUUCAACUUGGUAGCCAGAGAAAUGGGACACUGGUUGGAGGGGCUAGCUGGGUCAGAAAAUUGCACCACUGACUCCACCAAAGGGUGGACAUACCCAGAAGGGGGUCUUGUCCCCUUAAUUAAAUGGACACUAUAGUCACCAGAACAACUACAUCUUAAUGUACUUUGUUUGGUGAGUAUAAUCAGUCCCUGCAGGCUUUUUGCAGAAAAUUUUUGUUUUCCAGAGAAAAUGUAGUGUUUACAUUACAGCCUAAGGACACCUCCACUGGCCACUCCUCAGAUGGCUGCUAGAGACGCUUCCUCCGCAUGGAGACACUGAACUUUCCUUUUUAGUUAUCAACUGAAUAGAAUGCUUUUUACAUGUUGGCAAACUAAUUACUCCAUCACCUCUAUUUGAGGUCUUUGAUUGGUAGAGGGCAGUUUAAAGUGUACUGUCUGUACCUUUGAAAUAUCCCAUUAAAGGAAUUCACUAGGUACUAUAACCACUUCAUCUCCCCUUGCUCAUUCCCACUGCUCAAUGUCAAACUGUUCUCUAUUGGUUAGACACUGAAUGAGGGUCCCUAGGUGAUUGUAGCUCCACCCCCAGCUGGAUGGUCUGAUUAUUACCAAUUCAUACAAGCAUUGUGCGGUUUUCACCCACUGCUGCUCAGAUUAAUGUGGAAGCAUUGGCCUGAGCAGCAAACUGUUGGUAUACUCCGUUGAAAUAGUUUGAAACUGAAUAAUGGGAAAGCACUUGGAGAUUUAAGGCACCAUAACCUCUUCAAUUAGAUGAACUAAUUAAGAUGCCUAGAGUGUCCCUAUAAGUAAUAAGAUACAUCAUUACUCUCCUUUUGGUCAAUGAUUUGUGUUUCUUUAAUGAGGUAUUGGGGUUUAAAAUGAACUGGUUUUUAGUACUGAAAACAUUCGCUGCAAAAUUUGCCAUUUGUGCAGUGAGUUAUCACAAAACCAGGAAGUCAAGCCUGACCCUAUUUUGUCUUUCUAUUAGAUUGCUGAACGCGUAUUCUAUAAGCUUAACCUAGCAUACACUUUGCAUCUAAUGUACACAGAUACCUGCAGGGUCCCUUUAAGUUAAACCACAUUUUCUGCAUUACACAAUCAAUAAUUUAUUGUGCAAUUUAUUUUACUUCGUAACUGCAACUAAUGUACUUUGAGUAUUUUUGAAUAAAGGGACACUAGGCAUCAAAAAACUUUAGCUUAAUGAAGCAGUUUUAGUGUAUAGAUCAUGCCCCUACAGCAAGCAUGUCAAACUCAGUCUGGCACGGGCCAUAUAAUAAACAAGGUUUAAGUUUAUGUUGGCCACAAAAAAAAAAAUUACCUUUAAAGUUUCAUAAAAACUUAAGUUUAUUUUAAAAAGUACAGUAUAAAAAAAAAAACCUAGUAUCCCCCUCCACUAAACCACAGUACCCCCUCUACUAAAUCCCAGUUGUCGUCCCCCUCUACUAAACCACAUCACCCCCUCCUCUACCACCCUGUGCCAAAUCUGAACCUCCCGCUGACACACACUGACAGACCGACACACACACAUACUCCCUGAUAGACACCUACUCAAAGACAGGUAUACACAUACAGACACACAUACACACACACACACACUUACACAUUCUUGCACACACAUACUUUUCUUUAUUGCUCCCUACUUUUUUGAGCGGAUGAAGGGCCUCUCCCUGGGGUCUUAUCUGCUCCCUUGCGCAGUUUAGUGAUGCCCGGUGCCAGAAUAUGACUUCAUAUUCCGAAGCCCGGCUUCACUACAGACGGCGCGUGCGAGGGAGCAGUGAGGAUCAGGAACUCUGAGCUCCCUCGCUGGCCAUCCUCCUCGGCCGGGUAAGUGUUAGCAGAGUAGGCACCUACAAUGUGGGGAAAGCAGGUGCCUACUCUGUUAUAACACCAGCAUGGUACUCGCGGCUCAACGGGCCGCAAGUUUGACAUGCUUGCCCUACAGUCUCACUGCUCAAUUCUCUGCCAUUUAGGAGUUAAAUCACUUUGCCUAUACUAAACUCACCUCCCUGCAUGUGACUUGUACAGCCUUCCUAAACACUUCCUGAAAAGGAACUUGGAUAUGUUGGGUUCCUAUAUUGCACAUUCUGUUUAAUUUAGAACAGUAUAACCUCCUGCUCUGUUAAUAGCUUUCUAUAACCUGCAGGAGCCUCCCUUAUGUGAUUAAAAUUUAAUUUAAAGAGCAGGAGAUAAAAAUUUCUAAAGCAAGUUGACAUGUGAUUGAAAACCUAGGGCCUAGGGCUGCGUAAACAAAAAGAUAACUCCUAAAUGGCGGAAAAUUGAGCAGCAAGAUUGCAGGUGCAAACUGCUUCUGAAAGCUAAAGUUGAUUUGACGCCUAUAGUCUCUUUUAAAAUGAUUGCUAUUACUUCAGAAACACUGUUUGAGAAUAGUAAAAAAAAAAAAAAUUAACAAAGGGAUUGAACACUAAGCAGAACUGAAAAAUAACUAUAGAAUUUUGUGUUUUGGCGAUUUGCAAUUUGAUAGUUUCUUGGUUUGGUUAAUACACCUCACUAUCUUUUCAAUGUAGUACACUUGAAUGGCUAGCUGGUCAAUUUUUGUCUGACUUGUUAAUUGUGCUAAUCAACUGAAAGGGGAGGGCUGUGUAAGAACUCCAUUGCAUUUUGUGCAUGUUUAGAAGCAUUUUCUGUUUGAUUUCUGACCAUAUUUAUCAUCUCAGGAGAAUAAACCUAUUUAAAUGUUUUAACCUCAAA